AUGGAACUCAUUCUGUAUAAUUCACACCUUUUUCUGUCUUUUUAUAUAGUCUUUACAGCGACUGGUUUAGCAGAGUGCCCAGGUUCUUGUAGAGCACAUGACGCCAGACUUGCAGAAGUGAUGUCGUCAAACCAGCAAGACCUUUUGCGUUAUACAGCAAGCUUAUAUGGAACUUCUUCAGUGGAUAAACUAUAA
Molecule: messenger RNA, 195 nt
Organism: Mytilus californianus (California mussel)
Lineage: Eukaryota; Metazoa; Mollusca; Bivalvia; Mytilida; Mytilidae
Exons: 4
Coding region: 1-195 (64 amino acids)
Source: RefSeq, a predicted model, not a curated record